This is a messenger RNA of Diatraea saccharalis (sugarcane borer), 589 nucleotides long. The record is from the annotation of a GenBank genome assembly. Lineage: Eukaryota; Metazoa; Arthropoda; Insecta; Lepidoptera; Crambidae.
AAAUGCAAAUAGGCCAUGAAUUAAAAAAGAAGAAGAAGAAGUUUUGAUAUGAUGUGUAUUUGCUGUCAUUUUGGUGUUUAAAGUACAGCAAGAACUUUUGGACUAUGAACUUUUGAAUUCUGAAAUUUCUCGAAAUCACAAAAUACAAAUUAUUGUUGUUUGUAAAUUAUGGAGCAGCCGUAUAGAAAAGCUGUGCUUAAUCUUUAUAAAUCGUUGCUGUUUCUUGGUAGAGAGUGGCCUCAAGGUUAUGACUUGUUUAGAAAAAGAUUACAUAAAGUUUUUACUAAAAACAGCGAAGAAACAGAUCCAGAAAAAAUUAAAAUAAUGAUAAAACAUGGGGAGUUUGUUGCCAAAGAAAUUGAGGCCUUGUAUAAAUUGAAGAAAUAUAGAACAAUGAAAAGGAGAUAUUACGAUGAUAGCUCCUGAGGUAAAAUUUAUAUAUUUUGUAAUCGGUACUUUUAUAUAUAUUUUAUUCAUUUUGGUUCAAGUUUGAAUCAGGAAUACUUAAGAAAACUAGGGCCAUUUGUAAAGAAAACAGGAAUCAGUGACAGGAUCUAUAUUAAACACUUUAAAAUAAUUAAGCACACUU